GAAAAGAGCAGAGGAAAGGAAACAAAGCUCUCGCAAGAAGCUUGAAGGAGUUCCCAUGGAAGCUCUUAUUGCUUCCGCUUCCUUCUUCCUCCCCAUCUCCAACUCUUCUUCACUCAUUGUCAAUAACCGAUUAUUCCCUUCUUCUUCUUUUUCUCCCAACAUAAAGUUCGGAAAUUUUCGGAAGAAUCAUCUCUCUUUCUCAUCACACCUUGUAUACUCCUCCUCUGCAGUAUCCGCACCGUCUUCUUCUUCUUCUACUCUCUCCAGAAACACGUAUUGGAUGGUGGUAUUGGAUAAACCUCCACAAGGGGUUUCUUCAAAAUCCGAUAUUGUAGAUUACUAUGUCGAGAUUCUUGCGAAAGUGCUGGGCAACGAAAAGGAUGCGCAGAUGAGUAUAUAUGAUGCUUCCUUUGAUACCCAUUUCGGGUUUUGUUGUCAUAUCGACGAAGAUGCUUCACGCCAGCUCGUGAGCUUGCCUGGAGUACUAUCUGUUAGACCUGAAGCGGAUUACAGCUCAGGGAAUAAGAAUUACGGCAUUGGGAAGCAGGCAGGUGUUUCCUUGUUUGAUCAUGGGACAGUGAAACAUUGGAUGGUACGGAUAGACAAGCCAGGAGUCGGGAUUGUUACUAAAGCACAGAUGGUUGAUCAUUGUGUUCAGUUGUUAUCCAAGGUUUUGUGGAAUGAAAAGGAUGCACAGAUGUGUCUUUAUCAUGUUUCGUGGCAGUCCAAACACGGUUUUUGUUGUGAUCUGGAUGAAACAUGCGCCGAGGAGUUAGCUGGUGUACCUGGUGUUCUUGCUGUUGUUCCGGACAACAAUUUCGAGUCACUAAACAAAGACUAUGAAGGCGAUAAUAGUACACAAGAAGAUUCUAGAGAAAGUUCAGAGUCUCCUCCUGUUAAGACUAAGAAGCUGUUUAUAACUGGACUGUCUUUCUACACAUCUGAGAAGACAUUGCGCGCAGCAUUUGAAGGAUUCGGUGAACUAGUGGAAGUCAAAAUCAUUAUGGAUAAGAUAUCAAAGAGAUCAAAAGGUUACGCCUUUAUAGAGUACACAACAGAGGAAGCUGCCAGCGUUGCACUAAAAGAGAUGAAUGGAAAGAUUAUAAACGGGUGGAUGAUAGUAGUGGAUGUAGCCAAGACCAAACCUUUCAGACACAACAGAAGAGAGACGAGUUCUGAGUUGUAGAAACUAGUUGAAAAGUGACAAAGCUGAUGCCUUUUUGUUCAUCCAUUAUAACAUAGAAUUUUGCCGAUUGUAAUAACAUAAAGACUUUGUCUUUGGUGUUG
Molecule: messenger RNA, 1287 nt
Organism: Brassica oleracea var. oleracea
Lineage: Eukaryota; Viridiplantae; Streptophyta; Magnoliopsida; Brassicales; Brassicaceae
Exons: 9
Coding region: 56-1186 (376 amino acids)
Biological process (GO): mitochondrial mRNA modification; cytidine to uridine editing
Cellular component (GO): mitochondrion
Molecular function (GO): RNA binding
Source: RefSeq, a predicted model, not a curated record